This is a messenger RNA of Physeter macrocephalus (sperm whale), 2282 nucleotides long. RefSeq names its product tumor suppressor candidate 3 (gene TUSC3). NCBI's taxonomy places the organism in Eukaryota, Metazoa, Chordata, Mammalia, Artiodactyla, Physeteridae. The record is from RefSeq and is a predicted model, not a curated record. The coding region runs from base 205 to 1251 and encodes 348 amino acids. Gene Ontology annotation, cellular component: oligosaccharyltransferase complex. The transcript is spliced from 10 exons.
CAGGUCUCCUCUUCCAGUGAACCGGAUGCUCCGUCAGUUUCCUCCUCGGCGUCCUCCGGUGCUUCCCGGCUCCCUGGCAAGGCCGCAGGCAUCCACGGGGGGACGGUUAGGGGGCUCCCGGCGGCUGGCCUGGCAGGUGUAGGGCGCCGGUAGGAGCUGGGCGCACACGGUUACCGAGCGUGGAGGAGACACGUCCCUGCGGCGAUGGGUGCCAGGGGCGCUCCUUCACGCCGGAGGCAGGCGGGGCGGCGACCGCGGUAUCUGCCCACCGGGAGCUUUCCCUUUCUCCUCCUCCUGCUGCUUCUCUGCAUCCAGCUCGGUGGAGGACAGAAGAAAAAGGAGAAUCUUUUAGCUGAGAAAGUAGAACAGCUGAUGGAAUGGAGCUCCAGGCGCUCAAUCUUCCGAAUGAAUGGUGACAAAUUCCGAAAAUUUAUAAAGACACCACCUCGAAACUAUUCUAUGAUUGUUAUGUUCACUGCUCUUCAACCUCAGCGGCAGUGUUCUGUGUGCAGGCAAGCUAACGAAGAAUAUCAAAUACUGGCUAACUCCUGGCGCUAUUCCUCUGCUUUUUGUAACAAACUCUUCUUCAGUAUGGUGGACUACGAUGAGGGAACAGAUGUUUUUCAGCAGCUCAACAUGAACUCUGCUCCUACAUUUAUGCAUUUUCCUCCAAAAGGCAGGCCCAAGAGAGCUGAUACUUUUGACCUUCAAAGAAUUGGAUUUGCAGCUGAGCAACUAGCAAAGUGGAUUGCUGACAGAACGGAUGUUCAUAUUCGUGUCUUCAGACCACCCAACUACUCUGGCACCAUUGCUUUGGCCUUGUUAGUGUCACUUGUGGGUGGUUUGCUCUAUUUAAGAAGGAACAACUUGGAGUUCAUCUAUAACAAGACUGGUUGGGCCAUGGUAUCUCUGUGUAUAGUCUUUGCUAUGACUUCUGGCCAGAUGUGGAAUCAUAUCCGUGGACCACCAUAUGCUCAUAAAAACCCACACAAUGGACAAGUGAGCUACAUCCAUGGGAGCAGCCAGGCUCAAUUCGUGGCAGAGUCACACAUUAUUCUGCUACUAAAUGCUGCUAUCACCAUGGGGAUGGUUCUUCUAAAUGAAGCGGCAACAUCCAAAGGCGAUGUUGGAAAAAGACGGAUCAUUUGUCUAGUGGGAUUAGGCCUGGUGGUCUUCUUCUUCAGUUUUCUACUUUCAAUAUUUCGUUCCAAGUACCACGGCUACCCUUACAGUGAUCUGGACUUUGAGUGAGAAGAUGUGAUUUGGACCAUGGCACUUUAAAACUGUAACCUCAGGCAAGUCUUUUCAUCUUCUCGGAGCCUCAGUUUUCCUCAUCUUUCGGAUAACACCCAUAAUAUUUAUCUCAUAAGUAAGACAAGUUGUGGCCAACUAUUGUUUUACAAAUGCAAGGUAACUUAGACUAUGAGAGCUCGUAUCAGCCUUACGCUGUUGUACUUAGCUGCUACAGGGCCAAGCCCUCAGACAGAAAUUUCCAGCCAUAGACUUUGACCCAUGGAAUUAACCACUGACAAACACAGUGUGUUUUUUUAAACAAUAAUAUUCAUAUGCAUGUGUAUGCCCACCACUUCAAACAAAAUAUAAUUCUGUUUGGUUUCUUCUGUUUUAUUACUUGAGGGAGGAAAGCAGAACAAUUGACAGAAAUAUGUUUAAUUCUGCUGAGGAAAAGUAUAGUCAAAUGCCUUUUCCCACUAGCAAACAAUAUAAGCCUUAAUAUCCAGAAUAAUAAAAUACAAGUCUUCUAAACGUGUACUGAUUUUUUAAUCAAUAUUUGAUAAUUCAGAAAGAGAUACUAGGAACCCGUAUAUAAAUCCAAAGUAAUUUUUAUAGAAAACUCAGAGUCCAGGCUUUUUGAUCUUGCACUGCAGUCCCUCAAACCUCAGAACACACGGUCUGAGCAGAGACGCACACAGCAAAGGAAGCUCUAGAGGGUUAUUUCCAUUGUGCGAACACAACUUUCUUACACCAGCAGAAACUCCGCCAUUCAGCAGCCCCCAAAAGGAGGGAAAGAGUAGGAAGCUCCUGUGAUCUACAAGUUCUGUUGUUCACCUGUCCCCCAACCUUACCCCACAUACUAGCUUUAUUGGUCUUUUCCCCCCAGACCUAGCAUCCACGUCUCUGACCACACCUAGUUAUAAUAACAAUAAUGUUAUCCAGACUUUUCCAAAGUGCUCCGCUCUGUAGGCUGUAGAGGAGAGGCCUCAGCAGUCGUUAAACUUGACAGCUCUCACCGUGUGUAACUGUAGGUAUAUCAAUAGAAAGGU